AUGCCCGCACCCCUCAUCCCGGCAGAGCGGCUGCGCGAUGCCCUCGACGUCGUGCGCCAGUCAAUCGAGCACUUUUCCACAAACUACCGCACAUGGCUAACUCAGGCACCCGCCUACAGCACCGCUCCCUCGCUCCGCCCAGAUCGCCACCACCACCACCACCACCAACAUGACGACGGCCCAGCCAGCCCAGCCUCGGGCUCCGCGACCAGGCGGCCCGCCUUCCACCCGGACGCAGAGACCCUGGCAAGGGCCUACUGCCCCAUUGCCGGUCCGCGCUGGGACGAGCACCGCACCAGGGCAUUCGCAUCAACCGCCAUAAAGGGCCUCACCGUCCUCCGCAACCAGAUCGACGCCGAGCUCCUCACCCUCGAAAAGAUUGCCGCAGAAAACGGCAACUGGCAGGACCCGCACCCCUUCUCCAACGGCCCGCACCACAUCCACUACUGGGAGGAGAUCCUCUACGUCGCCCUCACCUCGGGUCCCGUCGUAUCCAUCCAGGACCGCUUCUCGUUCGACAUGGACCUCGCCGUCCGCCGCAAGAAGCGCAUGCAGAGGAGCCAGGCAAAGGCGAUGAACAGCCAGAGCUGCAAGGUCGACAUCGUAUCCCGCGGCGGGGACCGCUGGACCCGCCUCUACAUUGUCAAGUUCGAGAGGCUCAGGGCCGAGUUCAGGGAGGCAGAGAGCUACAUGGUGGCCAGCGAUGACGACGACGACGACGACGAUGGCGACGACCCAGGUGCCGGACCGGCAGGUGCCAAUGCGCAAGACGGUGCCCUUGACCGCGGUGACGGCGGUGCUGGCAACAACGACAAGGUGGUGGGGGAGAAGGACGGCGACGACGACGGCGACGACUACGACGACGACCCCGCAAUGGACUCGGCCGCUCGCAACUGCAGCCUGAUGAAGACGAUCCGCGAGCUCAGGGCCGCCGCCGACACCGAGGCACAGGCACGCCUGCAGCGCUCCGCAGAGUCCGGCCGCCCAGACAUCUUCCGACCCAUCGAGAUCGAGCUCAUCAUCACCCGCAUCGACAUCGAACCAGAGCCGACGACACCUUUAGCCAAAGACGCCAGCGAUACGCCCUUCUACCAGCAGGACGAGGCGAGCCGCUUCCAGGCACGGAUGCGCGCCAUUCUGCGCGCGGCCAAGAGGAUGGGCGUCACCAUCGUCACCGGCUUCCGGCGCCUCCCGACCGAGACGUUUGGCCGCUUCGAGUAUCCAUCCGUCUUCCUCCAGGGGUCCGACCUGCCCGUCGGCCUUCCCCAGAUCCCCGCACCGCCACCGCGGCCAGACUGGAAGACGACGCGGCGGAUCAACCUCGACGUCACGGCGGCCAUCGCGCUGGUCAGCGACACGACCCACGGCAUCUUUGACGACGAAGGCGUCGCCGGCGAGGGUGGGCCUUGCUCGUCGUCCAAGCGCGUCCGGAGCCUCGACGCCGACAACGAGGCCGAUCCGACGUUUCAGCGGCACUUUCGGACGUUUUCCAUCCGCAAAGAGGCGCUCGAGGCGCGGGCUGCCGAGCUGUCGCUGCAGGACGACAAGUCCGAGGAGGCGGCCAGGGCAAUGGACAGCGCCGCGUCCAAGGAGGGGCGUGCGUUGGCGAUCCAGCUCGAGCGGGAGCUCACGCUCGAGACCCUCUUUGACGCCAUCCUCGAGCCGAUCCUGGGAGGUGGCAGGGGCGACUCUGCGGGGCAGCCGCGCAAGGUCGAGCUGCACGCCACCGUAGGCGCCUUUGACCGCCUGCGCCGCGUCAGCUCCACGGUCGGCGGCACCAACGAGAAGCGGAGGGUGGCGGCGCUGCUCGGCGACGACGGCGUGCCGCCGGACGAGUUCUGGCGCGGCUCCAAGUGGGCGAGCCCGGAGCACGCCCAGCUGCGCGCCUGCCUGCAGCUGCCGGUGCGUCCGCUCUCGGACCUCGGGCCCGGCGGACUCGACUCGAUCGAGGAGCUGAGCCAGCUGUACCCGGACCUGGCGCGGCGCCACUUUGUCUCGCACCUCCUCGACACGCUCGAGAGCUGCCUGACGGAGCUGUGGGGGCCCGAGUGGCGCGACAUCUCCGAGGACCUGCCGCGGAGCAAGUACAAGCGGCUCAAGCAGCACUCGGUCCAUCAGGCCGGCGGGCAGACAUACACGACGCUGCGCUCGAUGCACGCGUGCGCGCGGUACGGCAUGACGACCCUCACCUCGAACCUCGAGAGCGUGCAGUGGCUGCUCAAGGAGAUGAACCGGCGGCCCUACUCGGCCAAGACGCAGGCCAUCCUCGACCAGGCCGACGCGCAGGACGUCGGCGCCCUCUUCGACCCCAAGGCCACGUACGAGGCGUGCUUCCUCCUGCUUCACCCUCGCUCCCUGUCCGAGCAGAUGCGGAUGACGUCGGAAGCGCCGCCGUGGCGGGAGGUGCUCGCCGGCUUCCCUGGCGGCUUGGGCACGCCGAAGAGCGAAACGCCGCCAGAUGGGAUCCAGGAGAAGUCGGACAGCAAUCCACCCAAUGGCCAUGGCCAGGGCCAGAGCCAGAGCGAGGGCUUCGAGAGCGUGUACGGCAUCGAGCUGCCCACGCUCAGUCGCGCGGCGCCUCGAGACGGAGCGUCGACGUCUGCGGCCGAGGGAUCGCGCAAGCACACGGACGCAGCGUCGGGGGGCGGCGAUCUGGGAUCCAAGUCUUUUUUUGACCUCGCCGAGCCAAACGAGUCGCGGCAUCGCGGGCGGCCGCUGCCCGUGAGGGACAAGAGCGGCAGCAUGUCGACCGUCAGCGGCGACGAGACCACCGCCCUGGCCAUCGGCUUCGGCAUCGGUGCGGGUGCGGCGAUGGGCGCAGGCGCGCCGUCCCCCGGCACGCGCAAGAAGGGUUUCGGCGCCAGAGCCAAGGACUGGAUCGCCGGGCCCAGGCACCCCGUCGCGCCGAGGAUCCGACACUACCGCUGGUGGCCCCUUGGGCCCCUGGAGCACUUCUGGCUCAAGUUUACGGAUCCGGUCGCGUGGAAGGAUCCCUUUGCAGGGCAGGGAUACCGACGCGGCUACGGCAGCGGCUACGGCGACGGCGACGACGAUGACGGUGUUUCGGUCGCGCUGCCCGGCCCUCGCGGUCCGUCGACACCCGACGAGCCGCAGGCUCGCAAGGGGCAGCCGCCCCGCCUCGGUCUGGCCUGGUUCGAGCCGAUCCGCAGGGACCUUUCUACGAACCGCAUCCACUGGAGCGUCCUGUGCGCCACGUACGUCGCGUGGAUCCUGGGCUUCAGCUUCCUGACCGAGGGGCUGUGGUUCAACGGCUCGAUCACGGGACCGGACGGCAUCGCGCGGGAUCCCACGUUUUUCUCGUGCACGACGACCUACUGGCUGCGCAACGGCGGGUGCGGGCUCGACGGGCAGGACUGCUCGCCCUUCAGCACGCCGGCCGACAGCGCCGGGGUGGCGUUCCGGUGUCCGAGCGGGUGCUCGGGCGUGACGCUGCUCAACCCACGUACCGUUGGCGACGAGCAGGUCAACUACGUGCCGCUGGUCGUAGGGGGCGGCGACGAGGCCAAGACGUACCGCUCCGACUCGUUUGUCUGCGCCGCCGCCAUCCACGCGGGCGUCAUCCGCGAGUCGGAGGGCGGGGCGGGCAGCGUGCGGCUGGUGGGCGCGUGGUCGGGUUACGCCAACUCGACGUCCAACGGCAUCGAGUCGGUCGGGUUUGACGGCACGUUCCCGUCGAGCUUCCGGUUCGAGGCGACGUCCGAGGCGGUCGACUGCACCGAUCGGCGGUGGCGGCUGUACGCGCUCGACGUGGUGCUGUCGGCGUUUGUGGGGCUGGUGCUGCGCCCGAAGCGGAUGGUGUGGUUCUGGACGCUGGCCUGCCUGGGCUUCUGGCACGUCAACAUGGCGUCGGAGCCGCGCGACUACCCGCCUCCGGUGGGCGAGGCGGUGGGCGACCUGCUGCCGUACCUGUUCGGGUGCUACGUCAUCUGGCGGGUGGCGGUGCGGUACGUGUGGCCGGCCUUUGAGGGUCUGCCGCUCGAGGGAGGGGUGGGUACGCUGGGGCUGUGGUGGGUUGGGGUGCUGAUGAACGUCGUCUUCGCUGGGGUGCCGCUGCAGCGGCUGACGGCGCACGACAUUGGGCAGCAGCCGGGCGCGGUGACGGCGCUGGUCGUCAUCGUCGUGGUGGUUCUGGCGCUGGCCGUGCACCAGGUGCUGGUGAUCCGGCGGAUGGGGUACCUGCCCAAGUACCUCGUCCUGUACCUGGUGGGGGCGGCGCUGGUCGGGUUGGCGGCGGCGGUGCCGGGCGAGACGCUGCGGAUGCACCACUACAUUAUCGCGCUGGUGCUGGUGCCGGCGUGCGCGUUUCCGACGCGUCUGUCGCUGCUGGCGACGGCGUUUCUGCUGGGCAUGUACACCAACGGCAUCGCGCGGUGGGGGUUUGACGGGUUGCUGCAGGACGUGGCGACGGUGCGGGGCGAUGCGACGGGCGGGACGGGACAGCCGCGGUUCCUGACGAACUCGACGGGCUGGCCGCGGGCGGGGGGCGUGGUCGAGUGGGCUGGCCUGGAGGGCGACGAGGAGCGCGGGCAGUGGAGCGGCUUUAACCUGCUCGUCGACGACGUGCUGCGGUACCAGGGUGCCGGUACGACGUUUAACCUGUCGUCGCUACCGGACCUGUUUGCGCAGCAGCGUCGACGCGAGGGCCAGGAGGGCGACGACGAUGCGGGAUUGGGAGCGGGAUCGGCGCCGACGGCGUCGUUGAACGCGACGCUGCGCGAGGGACGCCACUACCUGCGUCUGGCCUUCACGGCGGCCGAUGGCACCGCUGGCGACUAUACGCGCGCGGCGACGGCGACGCUGGCCGACGAGGCCGCCUGGAGCGAUCCACAACCGGGCGCGACGUGA
Molecule: messenger RNA, 4866 nt
Organism: Pseudozyma flocculosa PF-1
Lineage: Eukaryota; Fungi; Basidiomycota; Ustilaginomycetes; Ustilaginales; Ustilaginaceae
Exons: 1
Coding region: 1-4866 (1621 amino acids)
Source: RefSeq, a predicted model, not a curated record